Daldinia caldariorum is the source of this 2511-nucleotide messenger RNA. RefSeq names its product histone acetyltransferases subunit 3-domain-containing protein. The record is from RefSeq and is a predicted model, not a curated record. NCBI's taxonomy places the organism in Eukaryota, Fungi, Ascomycota, Sordariomycetes, Xylariales, Hypoxylaceae. The transcript has 2 exons. Bases 124 to 2079 code for a protein of 651 amino acids. Gene Ontology annotation, biological process: regulation of transcription by RNA polymerase II. Gene Ontology annotation, molecular function: transcription coactivator activity. Gene Ontology annotation, cellular component: SAGA complex.
ACUUGUCGGACUUGUUCAACAACCGUCCGACGACGUUCAACUUCACAUAAUUUCGCCGUCCUCAUUAAUUUUUUCAACACUUCCGCCAUCAUAUCCUUUGUAAAAAAAUAGAAUAAAAAAAUAAUGCCACCAAAUCCUAGCCAAAAAGGCACCGGCAAGAAAAAUGCCGGCGCGAUCGGAAAGCGUAGUCGAAAUACGACGCCCAUGGCCAGCUUACCUUCUAACGCGAGCAUCCCACCUGUUGAUACUAUAGAAACCGAAUUCCUAGAUCUUAGAUUAGAUUCAGUGCGUACUAUAACCUACGAUGACCUAAUUGAUUCUACCACUUCGAAUGCCGUUAUCCCCGAUUCUAAGAGCCUCGACGGCUUAAUUACGCGAUUAGGGAAGCUUAAUGAGAUAGUCGAUCGGCGAGGAACGUGGUGCGAUAAGGGAAUGAGACUUGUCGCGGCCCAGAGGAAGACUCAUUACGAUGAGGUGGCUUCUGCCGGUAGAAGGGAUGAUGCGCGUAGAGAAGGCGAUGAUGAUUCGGAAAGAAGAGCGAACAAGAAGAAAAGAAAAGGUAAUGACAGUCUCGCUCCUGGGGAUGCGCAUACUGAGCGCUCAUCUCCCCUACGUGGCUCCAGCAAAUCGAGAAAACAUUCCCGAGACAACGAUUCUGCCAGUUCUUCCCUUUCACCUGUAGCACCUGCAACACCCGGCGCAAUGGAGGUAGACGAGAAAGCGAAGCUCGAUAACAAAGCCGAAGAUGAUUCCGAUUCAGAAGAUGAAGGGGCGCCUCCCCGCCGAGAGUCUCCUCAAUUCCAAACCUUCGGCGAAGACCCCUCGACUUUUCCAGAUCCUACGGUUUAUGAAAUUCGUCCGGCCAAACCUGGAAUGACUGUCGAUGAGCUGAAGGAACUAUAUUCCGUUGCCGUUUUCCCCAAAUCGGACCUUUCCGACAUGAUUGCUGGCGAUCCACCUGAUAAAGACUUCAGCAACGCUAAACCGUCGAACCAGAUUAGCUUCAGCACUUUCUCGACAUAUAUUGAGCCAUACUUCCGCCCAUAUGUCGAAGAAGACCUGGCUUUCCUACGGGAACGGGGCGAUCGAAUUACACCCUUUGUUAUGCCAAAACGAGGAAAGAGACAUUAUACUGAAAUAUGGGCAGAAGAGGAUGGUGCUAUGGCAAUUGAUUCGAGUGCACCUGGUAGGGACAAGCUUGCUCCUAAUCAAGCACGUGGUACGAUAGACAACAUGGAUGAUGAUGUGGCAGAGAGCGACAAGCUAUCGGUUGGUCCUGUGUUAUCACGAUUGCUACAAGCUAUGCGCCCCGAAGCCCGCGUGCAACCGACGGAAGAUAAACCGAUGACGAAUGGAGUUAAUGGAGACAUCGAAAUGAAGGAAGAGCCUAAUGGCGAUUCCAAUUCGGGCAUCGCAAACGAGGAGAGUAAAAGCAUGCCUCCUGCCACUUUCAUGACUGAGUCGUCAACCGAAGCAUGGAAGAAAGCUACACAUCCCAAGUUAGACUACUCGCAAGUGGACGAGCGUAUCAAGCUGGAGCUCCGUAACAUCGGAUUCCUCCCUCUGGAAGGGUUCGAUGGGGAUUACGACGGACACUACGAUGAUGAAGUCGCGGCUCGUCUGCGCCUCUUACAGGAUCGUUUGCGCGAGCAGAUGCUCAUUAAUGGCGCUCGAAAGACCCGAUUAACGGACUUAGUGAAAGAAAGGAUGGCUCAUCAGGAAUACACCACCAUCCUUGAGGAUCUCGAUACGCAAGUCCAGGGAGCGUAUCUUAAGCGGACGCGCACGAUGGGCAAGAGUAAGAAAUCUAAACGACCAGGCGGGGCUGGCGGUGGUAAUCACCCGGCUGGAGGGUCCGGAACGGGCAUGGCUCGACCAGGUAUCGGCGACGUGACCAAGACUCUGAUGGAACGCCGAAAACGAUGGAUCGACGCUGUCGGUCCGGUGUUUAGUGAUCCUAGUCUCGGCAGGGUCCCUCGUUCGUCUGAUCCUGACAGUACGAUCUUCAAGCCCGAGAUAAUGGCUGAUUUGAUGAAGAAGGAGCGGCAGGCCUGGGACGAAGAGGUUGAGGAUGAGUGAUUACGCAUUUUAUAUUCUUAGGUACCUACUUUAUGAAAUCUUAUGGGCGCAGGGCGGGUUUGCAUGUACCUUAUGAUACCAUAUCGGCGUUUAGGGGCUGGCAAGAAGUUUGCGAGAAUUGAUAUUGAAGGAGUGCAGUACUUGUGCGUCAUGGAAUUUCUAUCGAUACAACAGGUUAAAGACUGGAUCCUAUUUUAAAUGAAGAUUCUUAUUGGUUUUAUUUAUCUGUUUACUUCACCUCAUCUCCACGGGUCUUCUUAUAAGUCUGAUAUGGCAUGUUUAAGACCCAUCCUCUCUAUUAGGUACUCAGACUAGCAGCCGCGAAAAUUAAAAUGAGCAGUCGUCCAACAAAAACAAGACCACACAUACAAGAUUGACUAUUUUGAAUUGAAAAAAAAUCACAUCAAUAGUAUAGAAUUUCACAAUUACUUU